CCCAUUAUUCUGAAGGCACGCAAAUGUUAUCAGCGCGUAGUCUGGCUGUGAUGUCGCACAGAGAACGAAAGUUGCAGCAAUCAGCCGAAACGUCAAUUGCCUUGGAAGCUUUUAUUAAUAGCUUGCGAUUGGAUACAUUUUUUCAGUUAAGUGGGGAAGAACAAGAAGAACGUUUGGCAAGUAUUGACGCUGUUGAAUUAUUCGCUGCUCUACGCGAUGUUAAUCGUGAGCUAGCUAUAGCCCGCUUGGAGAAUCAUUUUCUAAUUGACUUCUUGGAAAAAAACGAUCCAAAAUUGCUGAUAGGCUUACAACAACGAAAAUCGCGACAAAUGUCGCAGAUCUUCACAGGACGUGCGCAAAAGGAUACAACGGGAUUAUCAAUAGCAAGUUCUGGAGGUCGCACUAGGGGUUCUUUAACAAAAUCAGUAACAAUGUCAACUUAUACAAUUUACAAUCAGAAAAAAACAGCCAUGGAUUACAAAUUGAACUUUCGGGCCAAAGCAGAUAUGGCCGAAAAGACAGCAAACGAAGUCGAAAAAAGAGUGCAUGAAAUUGAGAGAGCUGCUGCCAAAGAAAUUAAAAUUCUUCGUGGACAUAUGGAAGAGAUACAUUACAUGUAUGAGGAGACCCGGGAAACGACAAAAAUUUUUCAACUACAUUUUAUGCGAGACGACAAGGAUUUAGCUUUCCUUAACACAGCCACUGAGAAGCAAUUGGAGCGUAAAAUUAGAAAAUUUGUUAAUAACUGGUUGAAGAAUGCUAGAGCCUUAUUAAGCACCAUGCGGUUACGCAUUACAGCCCUGCAUGAACAUUGCCAGCAAUUACGCAACGAAUUGCUAACCAAAGCUGACUUAAGUGGCAUUCUUACUUCCGUUGACUUCGAAAAGUUAAUGAUUAAACGAACCGAACUCGUAAAUGCUUUGGAGGAGAAAAAUACUCAUAUGGCCGGAUUGAAAGGCGUAACUGGUAAGGCGUCCCUUUCCAUGUCUGAAGAAAAACAAGUAAUGAUGAAUAUUGAAGAAGAAUCAAAGCAACUGAAUAACAAAACUUUGGACGUUAUAAAAACGAUAAGUAAACUAGAAAAGGAAGCCAAUCAGGUAGAGCUGGAAAAUGAUAAGGACUUGGAAAUUUUAAAUAAUUUGAAAGUACAGUUGGAACGAUAUGAGGCGCCUAGUGUGCACGACUACAUCGGUAAGAAGGACGAGGUCCUUGUACUGGAGAAGGAAGAAAAAAUGUUAAAGCGAAAAAUCUAUAUUUUGGAAAUGAAACUAGAUAACACUCAACGAAAAUGCAAACGUAGAAUUAGUUCAAGAAUUUUGCCCGGCGAAUAUAUUAAGUGAUAUAUUUUUCGUUACAUUUGGUUAUAUUUGUUUUAACUAAUACGCUAUACAUAAACCAAAUAAUCUGAAAAUCAAAAGAGGGUAUA
Molecule: messenger RNA, 1426 nt
Organism: Glossina fuscipes
Lineage: Eukaryota; Metazoa; Arthropoda; Insecta; Diptera; Glossinidae
Exons: 2
Coding region: 24-1340 (438 amino acids)
Biological process (GO): cilium assembly
Cellular component (GO): axoneme; ciliary basal body
Source: RefSeq, a predicted model, not a curated record